Lingula anatina is the source of this 2820-nucleotide messenger RNA. RefSeq lists its product as uncharacterized. The record is from RefSeq and is a predicted model, not a curated record. Gene Ontology annotation, cellular component: plasma membrane; cell surface; signaling receptor complex. Gene Ontology annotation, molecular function: calcium ion binding. NCBI's taxonomy places the organism in Eukaryota, Metazoa, Brachiopoda, Lingulata, Lingulida, Lingulidae. Gene Ontology annotation, biological process: axon guidance; Notch signaling pathway.
GAACAGAAGACAUCAGGGAUGGAAAUACUUGUAAAGCUUUUGGUUUUUACAAUUUUCUGUCCGAUUUCCCUUGCUAUAUGGGGUAACGGCAGAUUUUCACAAGGUUUAUGUUCAAACUCCCAGUGGGUUGGGCAUCCAAGAGGCAAUCCUCGCUCUUUCUAUAGACUACUCUGCAGCAGACAGACAUGGGAAGAGGCUCAGAAAGCCUGCCAGCGUUAUGGGGGAUCCCUCGCCGUGGCUGACAGUAGUGACGAGAAGAAUUUUUUGUUCGGUAUGAUAAAGGACGUGGGAGAAGCGUGGGUUGGUUUCAGGAUCAGAAGAUCGUCAUUAACAUGUAAACCCAGUUCUGUGACUGGGACUUACUACAGAUAUCUGGCCAUUUCUGACGACAAGUGUAAGAUUAGAAAAAGAAGCACGUGUGGGUAUAUAAAAACAACCGACACCUUAAACAUACGAGACGAUGACUGUGGGCAAUCACGACGGUUUGUUUGCGAGAAGCGGGCAGUAAGUACAACUUCAAGACCAACAUCUACAGCAACGCUCUGUUCUUCAAACCCCUGUAAAAACGGCGGAAAAUGCAAGGAGGCUGAUAAUAAAAGAAGCCAAUGGAGUAAAGGCAGCUUGAUCCCGGGGCUGAUCGUCGCUUUCUUUAAACCGAAGGGGAAUGCGACUUCCGCAGAGAACACUGGUUAUUCGUGUGAAUGUCCUGCUGGCUUUCAUGGCAGCAACUGUGAAAAGAGACAGUGCUAUACAUCCCCAUGUCAAAAUGGCGGUAAAUGUACAAACACUGCGGAUGGAUAUGAAUGUUCUUGCCCAGCUGGGUUCACCGGUGUCCAAUGUGAAACAAAUAUAGAGGAAUGUACCUCCCAGCCUUGCAAAAAUGGUGCCGUCUGCAAAGAUAAAAUCAAUGGAUUCGUUUGUGAAUGCAUAACGGGAUUUUCCGGUUUAACUUGCAGUGUGAAUGUAAAUGAAUGUUCCUCGAACCCAUGUCCCAAAGGAAUUUGCAUAGAUGCAGUAAAUGGAUACACGUGCAUCUGUCCGGCAGGUUUCACUGGCAAACGUUGUGAAACAAACAUCGACGAGUGUGCCUCUGGUCCUUGCAAAAAUGGAGGUGGAUGUGUCGACAGAGUCAAUGGAUUCAUAUGCACCUGCCCAGCUGGUUUUACCGGUGUCCAGUGUGAAACAAAUAUAGAUGAAUGUUCAUCUAACCCUUGCAUGAAUGGUGCAACAUGUAUUGAUGGUGUGAAUGGAUUUACAUGUGGAUGCAAACCUGGAUUUGCCGGCCUUAUCUGUGAAACUAACGUUGAUGAGUGCAAAUCAAACCCUUGCCAAAAUGGCGGCAGUUGCAAAGAUGCAAUCAAUAAAUACAUCUGCAAUUGCCCGUCCGGUUUUACUGGAUCAAACUGCGAGACUGAUAUCUAUGAGUGUGCCUCUAAUCCGUGUAAGAAUGGUCUUUGUUUCGAUGGUAUAAACAGUCUCACUUGUAUGUGUGUCUCUGGUUUUGCUGGUCCAACAUGCGAAAUCAACAUAAACGAAUGUGCCUCCAACCCUUGUAAGAACGGCGCAACUUGCACCGACGAUAUUGAUAGGUACAAAUGCAAUUGUUUAGCGGGAUAUAUUGGUUUGCAUUGUGAAACCAAUGUCGAUGAAUGUUCAUCUAAUCCAUGUGGUAGCGGGGGUACCUGUCUGGAUGGUGUAAACGGGUACACGUGCAACUGCCCAGUUGGUUAUACAGGGACUAACUGUCAGACAAACGUCAAUAAAUGUGCGUCUAACCCCUGCAGCAAAGGACUGUGUCUCGACGGAAUUGAUAGUUUUACUUGUCUCUGUCCGGCUGGAUAUACGGGACCAACCUGCCUGAUAGACAUUGAUGAAUGUUCCUCCAACCCGUGCUUAAAUGAUGGUACAUGCGUGGAUAAGGUGGACGGAUACGCCUGUAUUUGUCCUGUUGGUUACAGUGGAGACACGUGUGGAGUAUUACUAACUACCAGUACCAUCACGACUCUGCCCACCACGACGGUUACAAAGGCGACAAAAGAUCCUUGUGAUCCGAACCCAUGCCCAGAAAAAGAACCAGCACAACCAAUGAUGUGUCAACCUUUUAACGGGGGCUAUAGAUGCAUUCGACCCAAUGGAAGUACAUCUACAACAACGCCAUGUUCUGUAAAUCCCUGCAAAAACGGCGCGCAAUGCAAGGAGACUGAUUAUGGCGCUACCGGUACAUUUAAAAAACAGCUUGGUGACUUCCAAUGUAUAUGCCCUCCAUUUCACUCUGGCAAGUAUUGUGAGAACCUAAUCGAUUUCUGUCAGCCCAACCCAUGUCAGCAUGGGUCCACUUGCGAACAGAAGCUUGGGGGAUACAACUGCACCUGUCCGGCCACCCACACAGGAACCCACUGCCAAACCCGUGUAGACCCUUGCGCCAGUUCUCCCUGUCUUCACGGCGGACGCUGUACCACACGACUCGAUGGAACAUUCCAGUGCACGUGUCCAAAGUUGUGGACCGGGGCCCACUGUGAGCGAUGCCUGUGUCAGAACGGAGGUAUAUGUGACUACAGUCCCAGUGACGGUCAUGUGUGUCGCUGCAAGGCGGGGUUCAUCGGGAUGAAGUGUGAGAAUGAAGUCAACGAAUGCGACAGCUGGCCAUGCUGGUAUGGGAUAUGUAUUGAUUUGGUUAACGGUUAUAAAUGUGACUGUGACCCUGGCUACGCAGGUAAAAACUGCGACGUCAGAUUUUCAUUAAACAAAGUUAUUACGAUUGCAUUAAAAAUAGUAAAUCAUUUAGUCUUUAGAAAAAAAAAACAAGUCGAACAUGUUUAG